Bursaphelenchus okinawaensis is the source of this 294-nucleotide messenger RNA. The record is from the annotation of a GenBank genome assembly. NCBI's taxonomy places the organism in Eukaryota, Metazoa, Nematoda, Chromadorea, Rhabditida, Aphelenchoididae.
AUGAUUUUUUAUAAAAGUUUGCCACCUGAAGUAAGUUUACAACACUUUUUUAUCCAUCGGCAUUUGCACUAAUAAGGAUUAACCGCAUUAAUAUCUGCGUUUUUAGUUACUUUCUAUUUUUAGCUAUGGCUACGUGUAAUCGAUCAUAUAGAAAACAUGGAAGAGUUUUGUAGGGUUGCAGCACUUGAUAAGUCAUUCUACCGACUAAUAAACACUGACUUUCGAAGUCUGUGUUAUAAAAACUUGGUAUACCGUCUUCGUGGUGAAACCUGGGCAGAAGCUUUUUCGCUGUAA